This is a messenger RNA of Tarenaya hassleriana, 976 nucleotides long. Its product is annotated as protein LATE FLOWERING. NCBI's taxonomy places the organism in Eukaryota, Viridiplantae, Streptophyta, Magnoliopsida, Brassicales, Cleomaceae. Gene Ontology annotation, molecular function: DNA-binding transcription factor activity. The transcript is spliced from 2 exons. Bases 200 to 820 code for a protein of 206 amino acids. The record is from RefSeq and is a predicted model, not a curated record.
UGAAACCACUCGCAGAUUCUUCACAUUUUCCAAUUCUCCUUCGACUUAGCUUUCUCUUCGGCUUCCUACCCAUCUCUUCUUCCCCUUUUUAUAGCCCCACACACACACACUCAGGGUUCAUAGUUUAGGGGGUUCACUCUUGAUUCUUGAAGAGGCUCAUUGAUUUCAUCCGUAUUUGAAUCUUGGAGAAAACCUGAGAAUGGAAGACGAUGAUCAUCACCGCCAAGAACAAGACGAACAAGAAGAAGAAGAAGAAGAAGGGAUCAAGACAAGACAAGGAUCCAGCAGGCCAGAAGAAGACACACCUUCGUCGAGAAUCUUCUCAUGCCUCUUCUGUUCCAGAAAGUUCUACAGCUCCCAAGCCCUCGGAGGCCACCAGAACGCCCACAAGAAAGAGAGAACCGCCGCCAGAAGAGCCAAAAGGGCUUUCGAAUACGUUCAUAGCCCUAACUUGCAACACACGUUACCUGUGUUCUUGUCCCCUCCUUCUCCACACCACCUGACCAUCUUAGGCUACCCUUCUUCUCAUCAUCAUCAUCCCGCCCUCGGGUGUUUCCCAUCUGUUCAUCCUGACCAUCCGAUCUUCUCUCACGGGUUCGGAUCCAACGGUUCUGCUCCCAGGUUCGAUCAUGUGGUCUUGGCCGCGGCUCAUCAAGGCGGCGGCGGCUGCAGCCUCGGAGGAGAGCAUUUUCAGAAGAAGAGCGUGAAAUCAUCAUGCAAGGGAGGGUUUUUUGGUCAACAACGCCUCCAAAUUUUGGAUAAUGUGAUGGAUGGUGAAAAGGGUAAAGAUCAAAACCUUGAUCUGACCCUCCAUUUAUAAAAAAAAAUCCAAUUUAGGGCUUUAGAUUUUUAGGGUUUUGAGAGAGAUUUAAAAUAUCAGAAUCCGGGUAAAGGGAUAUCUCUAGAUGAAGAUUUUGACAGACAUCGUUAUUAUGUUUUUGUUCUUGGAAUAAAAAUAAUAAUGAGCGUUGGUUUU